AGUUAAAAAUAUCAUUGUUUUUGUUUACCAAACAUAACCUGUAAACAUUUGAAUUGAAUUUGUUGAUAAAAAGGACUUCCACCAGCAUUAAAGAUUACUGCAAACGUGAUAUCAACGUAAAUAUAACAAAUAAAUGGCUGAGGAUAUUGAUUUUAACGAUGUUUUGGAUGAUAUUUUUCUGAGUGAAAACAAACAAUGUGAACAAAGUUAUCAGGAAGGUUACAAGGCUGGUACUGAAGCCGGGAAUGCAGAAGGAUAUCAUUUAGGAUAUCACAGAGGCGCUGAAUUAGGGAGAGAACUUGGCUACUAUCUAGGCAUAGUAUCAUAUCACUUAGAAAACAAAGACAAACAAGCAUCACCUUACUCAGAAAAAAUAAUAAAACAGUUGGAAAAAGUACAGGAACUGAUAAACACAUUCCCUCGCACUAACUCUGAAGAGCAUGAUAUUCUAGCACUGGCGGAGAACAUUAGAGCUCAGUAUAGAAAGGCUUGUGCGCUAUUGAAGAUACCUUCAACUAACCCUUAUGGCAAAAUCACUAUGAGUUCAACAAUACACAGACUACAAAAUCAAUUAGACAAGACAAUCACAUUCCUAACACCACACUUGCCCCUCGCUAACUGUCAUAUGGUGGAGUUCUUCACUGACAACCACUGGGAUAAGUUGUUGCCGCAAAAAUUGCGAGAAUAUCUUGAUAAUUGUGAUUUGAAUCAAACGGUUGAACAGUUUUGGAGGUGUGCUGGAGGAAACUAUACAGAUAACAGUGAAUUAUCAAAGUGGAUGCAACAGACCCGUGGACACUGUCUAACAGUAAACAGUGAAUACUGCUUGUCUGCGGCUGAGCUGCAGGAGUGUAUCAAGCGCUGGGGCGGGCAGGUAGAGACAGAAGUGAGGAUCUCCGAAUUUAUGAACACCAAGAAAAGUUAUGAGGUUCAAACAAUGUCUGCUCUAGUAGCGUCGCUGUCCACCGCGUGUGGGGCCACGCACUGCGCGGAGGCGGGCGGGGGCCGGGGACACCUGCUCGUGGCCCUGUCCCUCGCUUACCAUCUGCCCAGCCUGACUAUAGACUGUGAUGAGAAGACUAUUGCACAAGCACAGAAAAAGGUUAAGAUCAUACAGAAACAAUGGCACGCUAUAGCGAAGAGGGUAAGGGAUGGUACUGAAGAGCGCAUAUCGGGGGGUAUAGACGCGGAGCUGCAUCGCUUCGCCACGAGCUUUAUCACUAACGAUACAGACUUGCUGCACAUCGUCCGGGAGAAGUUCCCAGAACACUCUCAUGACGAUAUAAAACUGCUGCUAACCGGUCUCCACACAUGCGGUAACCUCGGUCCCACCUCUCUUCGCCUAUUCUCGCGCAGUCCACAAACUAGUGCGGUGUUCACAGUGCCUUGCUGUUACCACUUGCUAUCUGAAGAGGUGGAUGAACAGAUGUUCGACGUGUUCCAGCGAGAUUAUGGGGAAAAUCAAUGGCGAGAAGGAUUCCCAAUGGCCCAGCGGUUAAAAGGUUAUAAUUUGGGUAGAAACGCGCGUAUGUUAGCCGCACAAUCCAUAGAUAGAGUUGUACACCACAAACAACCGCCCGAUAAAAGUCUACUCUACCGCGCCUUGCUACAGGUAAUCAUCAAGAAAUAUCUACCAAACUUACCAGUCACGGAAGGUAAACUCAAAGGUAUCGCGACUAAAUGUCAAGAUUUCAACGACUAUUUCAAAAUGGCCGACUCGCUACUAAAACUGGAUUUAUACGACAGUUUACCUGGCACUUACCUCACAGAUAUACAUAAAAGUAUAGAUGACCAGUGGAAAAAGAUAGUUUUAUUUUAUUUCGUUAGGUUAUGUCUUGCACAAGUUAUUGAAAGUGUGAUUUUGUUGGAUAGAUUAUUGUUUUUGUUUGAGAAUGGUUUUGAAAAGUGCUAUCUGGUUAAGCUAUUUGAUCCUGUCUUGUCGCCUAGAUGUCAUAGUAUUGUAGCUGUAAGAUGACAUAUUAUUAUUAAUGUUUACAUAUUAUUUUAUUUGUGUAGAUUGCAAAACAAUGAGAAAAUAAAUCUAUGAAACUGUUA
Messenger RNA from Maniola jurtina (meadow brown), 2055 nucleotides. Its product is annotated as probable methyltransferase-like protein 25. The record is from RefSeq and is a predicted model, not a curated record. Lineage: Eukaryota; Metazoa; Arthropoda; Insecta; Lepidoptera; Nymphalidae. The transcript is spliced from 9 exons. The coding region runs from base 134 to 1975 and encodes 613 amino acids.